CCGUACUGUAAGAGCACGGUCUUUAGUGAGCCGUCACAGGCAUUGCGAGACGCAACGUUCUCAAAUCACGCCAAAAUCACCGCCAAACCGGAACAUUGCGAUUCCAGUUUGCUGCUCCGGCUGCCGUCCAGGGCUUUGGUUCUAAAAAGGACGCUUGUGAAUCUCGAUCUGCACGCACUACACCACAGUCGCAUGCGAUAACCUGCUUUUGCAGACCAAGAGACAGUAAUUACACUACGACAAUCACGCCCAACAUCACCCAUCGCGUCAUGGCAAGCAGCAGCUCCAGCGCAUUGGCCUCUGGCGAUGCCAUUGAAAAGCCCAGCUUCCUUUCCUUUCUCAAAAAGACAAAGCAGCAGCAAAAGGAAGAGCAGCAGAAGCAAAAGGCGGCCAAGACGGACAGUAAGAAGAAGCGAGCGGCGAAGUCGAGCGAUGAUGAGAUAAGCUCCUGUGAGUAUUGAUUGAUUGAUGUCUUGCUUUAUUUCCUCCACCCAUAUUUUUUUCCCUCUUCUCUCUUAUCUCCAUCGUUGCAAGCCCGAUGAAUAGCAAGUCAGCUUUGGUUCUUGCUUUUGCUGGCAGGCUCGCCAUUACGCGAGACCAGCAAUGACAAAUCACUGUCUGUUGCUUGCUGAUGCCCGCUUCCCUCCCGCGCCCCCCGAUAACCUUUGGCUGCUGGCUGCUAGCGCAAUGCCAAAUAUCAAUCGCCGCCGCCGCUGCUAGAUGCCGCCGCUAUUUGCCAUGCAUCAUAAUUCCAUAUUUCUACCGCGCGCGCGCCUGACCUUGCGGGGACCUCGUCGCCGUGGAUAGUCGGGUAUAUUGGGCGUGUGUGCCAUGCCCUUCCCGUCAUCGACACAUCACCGCAUCUGCUUUUCUUUCUCUUCUACUCUACUCUUCCUCCUAUUUUGCCUUUUGUUGACUGCUGUUGAUUUUCUUCCACUAUCAACAAUCUAUUCACCCGUCACGUCACACAUCAUAUACACACACAGAUACACAUAUGCCGUUCUUAUCGCGAAGACGGAGCCGGUCUCCAGACUCGCAGGCCAUUGCCAGACAUGCCUUGAACAGAAGAACUGAAAUGUACGCAGCCACAGAUAGCACAGCCCAGGCGGCCAAGGAGAAAGCACAAGCCCGACGUGCCCAGGUCAGAAAGGCCCAGAUCGAACAUCGCCAGCGAAAAGCAAACUAUGUCAAACAGCUCGAACUCGACAUCUCCCAGCUGCGUGAGAUGGUCACCCAGAUCCAGCGGGACUCGGAUACGCUCAAGGCCGAAAAUGACUUGAUCCGAAACGCCCUCAUUCGAAACGGCUCCUCCACACCAGGCUUGACUACGGCCGGCUCGACCUCUCAAGUCGCCGAGUCUGGCGCUCUCACACCAUCCGCACAGUCGGACCUAAGCUCCUACACGCCCAACUUCCACCCAUACGCCCUCGAAUCUCUGAGCAGCGAGUAUGACAUGACCGUCACUCUUAGCAGUAAUAAGACUAUGGGCACGCCCAUCUUUAGCAUCAGCCCAUACUCAGUCGGCGCCGCUUCACCCUCCACCUCGAGCGAAGGCUGGCUUGCCGGCCGUAUCCAACUCACCCCGAGCCAAGAACUCCAGGCUAUCAACUUCAUCUUAGCCCUCGAACACUGCUGUUGGGACCAUUUCUGGCCCGGCGACUGCCACCACCACAACGAACAAACCGAAGAAGAAAAGGGCCACACGCUCAUGGCGUCCUCAUACUUCAUGGCCAGCGCACCCGAGUCUGUCUACAAAGACCGAAAAGCCUUUACCAGCCGCUUCCGAACCAACCCGACACUGCAAUGGCAAGCAUCGCCUGUCAGCCUCGAGUCGCUGCACGGUCUCGCGCAGUCGCUUAACCCGGGCACGGACGAGAUCGCCCCAGUCCAGGCGUGGUUCGAGCUGGCUGUGCGAUACCCUAUCGAACGCCUCUUUGACCAGGCCCUGCUGGAGAAUCUUAAGCGCGAGUUCCGUGGUGUCGUACGCUGUGUUGUGUUUGGUGCUGCCAUUGAGAGGUCUGCGUUUGAGAGCAUUAUUGCUAGAGUAAUGGGACCGUCUGUAGGCGGUGCUGUUGUCUUUGAAGUAGAUGAUGGUGGUAAUCCCAUUCAGCAAUGAGCUGGAAAAUAAGAAAAAAAGAAAGAGAGAGGAGUUAAUUGGAGUGUGGGGAAAGCGAGCGUUGACUGAUUUCUUUUGUUCAUAAUGUAUAUUGGAGUUGCGGGACAUGAUGUAGUAGUAGUUUAUGACAACCACCACCGUCGAGAAAAGAGAAGACAUGAAUGACUAUUGUUAUCUUUUUUUAUGAUUCUAUGGCGUAAUCUUUUGUCUAGUAUAUAUUGCGUCUUUUCUUUUUUGAUUAAAGAGUAUCUACAAGGCCUUGACCAUAGUCUUUUCGUCAAACAGAUCCCGAAGCAAACUCUGCACAUAUGCCUCCGUAUCUGGUGCUCCCAUGGCAUACACACUCUCAAAUGCAAAGAUGCUCAGCUGCCCAAAGAACGGCCGCAGCACCUUGGCCACCAGUUCGUCCUUGCGCUCAAAGGUCACAUUGUCCCCGAUGCCGCCGGGUCCCAGAAGCAGACGCCUUCGCGAACCACCGCUGAGCGCGCUGACAUUGCCAAUGUCCUCAUGUCCUCCGGCAGUAGCGGCAUAGGCUGCACUGCCAAGAUCCUCUGAAAUCUCAUCAGCUAGAGCGACUGGUUGCGUAGACGACGAGCGGUAAAUGGCGUCGAUAUUGUCGGUGAUGAAGAGCCACUCGUGCAGCUGGAAGUCGUCGGGCGCGAGGCAGAUGAGAAGAUCGAGCAGCUUGCAGGCCUGGAAAAUGGAUGCAAUGGCGUAUGUGUCCGCUGCGGCGCUGUUGUCGGGCGCAAUGACAGAAGAGAUGGCUGCGUGGAUCUCGGAAUUGAUAACCGGCCAGAGCAUGGACAGAUGCACAGGGUUCAUGCGAAGAACCAGAGCACGCACCACCAUGUAAAUAUCGGCGCGGGUGGUCGAAGAUGGCGAGGAUGUGUUGGUUGCCGACAAAAGCUCAACCAGCUUGCCAAAGAUGACGGGAAGGUCCAUUACAAAGGCAUCCUCCGUGCCGGCGAGGAUGAGCGUUGCGAUGCGGCGCAAGUUGAGCUGUGUCUUGCGGUCUGCUUCAAGGCGCGCUGAUGUGGCUCCCACGCCAAAGACGAUACCUGCUGUUGUGGGUGCAGCAAUGCGCGAGACAAUCUCGGGCAUCUUUUCCUUGUCUGCAAAGAACCAUUGCUUGAGCAGCGGUAGCCAGUCGUUGGAAACCAGAGUGAGGUUCAUGCCGAAGAAUCGGUUGUCGUUGAAGGCGUCUCCCACAUCCUUCUUCCACGACUUCUGGUUGUUUUGUAGCUUCGCUAGUUCAUGCAUGAGACGCAUGGCGCUGCGGGAUACCGAGUCGGGGAAGCUCUUGGACUUGAGCAUUGGUCCGAUUACAUUUGUAGAGAUUGUGCUGGCCGCGGAAAGCGUUCGGUCAUGUUCAGGCACAACCUUGUGCAGAUUAGGCACUACAGAGGCAAGGAUACCAAUUGUGUCGUCUGAUCCCGCAGUAGGCCCUUUGAUUGUUGCCGACUUCUCGCUCAUACUCUGCUCUGUGAAGGUCAUUGGCCGGGUCGUAAACAUGGCGGCAACGAGGCGGAGGAAGAGAUCGCCUAGCUCGCGGCGCAUUUUACGCUGGUCGCCAAAGUUGGUAUUAUCUACCUUUUCCCCAAGAAUAACGGCAAACUCUAGAAGAGAAGGUAGGAUUUGCCGGUGAGGAAGGGGGUUGGCUAGGAUAUCUUUCAAAAACGUGAUGCAGUCGGCCCAAAUCUCGUCCAUGGCGUCGUCGUCUAGUCUUCUAGCAUAUUGAACCAAGAAUGCUGCAAGCUCUGUAUCUGCCAAAGACACCGUCAUGGCUGACUGCCUAGACGGGUCAAGUGCUGUUGGAUUAGUGCGGCUGUAUAUAGAGUUGAAGAGGGAUGGCACUGUUUGUCUAGGUCGUGCCGCAUCGAGGGCGGCCAAGAAGUCGAAACAGAGCGACCAUUCGGCUUCUGUUUCUGAAUUAUGCCAUAUAUCAAUGACAAUUUCUAGACAUUCAAGGGUCUCUGUCGCAAAGAGGUGCUCCAGGAGGCGGCGAGCGCGGUUUCUCAUUCGGAGAGAGGUGUAGUUGAAGGACGCCGCAGAGGCUGUAUCCUGCCUUGCUGCUUCAUCUCCUUGACCCCAUGACCAUAUUUUGUAGCAUAUUCUCACAGCAUCUUGGAAUGCCAAAUGAACUGUCAGUCUGUCAUUCGCUGUGGCACUGCGACUCUGUGGCGUAUCUGAUUGAAACACGCCCGAGACCAUGCUACCGAACAACGACUGAGGUUGGUCAGGCCCCUUGGCCAAUUCUGCUCGUGCCUCAUCCGCCACGAGUUGAUCGUGGGCUCUUGCCAAGACCUGCUCGAGUCCAUUUAAGAGGUAAAUGAGGGUCGAUUCGGGAGCCUCUGUGCCAGUGCCUAGCGGAGCAUUGCUAGUUUGGAAGGUUGUUGCAAGAUUGGAGAAUGUAUUGGUGAUUUGCUUACACAGACUCUCAACCAGAGGGAUUAGGAUCUGAAAGAUGGAGCUCGAGUACAUCGGAAGGCAUUCGCCCAAGAAAACUACCCAGCUAUCAAGGACCGCUUGACUGCUUGGAGCGCUGAGGCCAGCUUGCAGACAUUUGAGAAGCUGGGCCGGUAGCUGUAAGGAAAAGCGUACAUCCGGUGCAGCAGCAGAUGGCUGGCGAGCCCGCGGACGCUCCAGACUCUGACGGCUUCUGUCUGCAGUCGGCGAUGUAGGUGGUUCAGGAACGGCUAGCUCUUGCAGAUGAAGGCUGUCAUGAACAGCAUCUAGAAGAAGAAUCUGCAUGUAAGAAUCUUGCCCACUGAGAGACUUCCAUAGUGCAUCGACAAGGACGUUCUCAAGACUCAGUUUAGCAAGCGUGGGAGCCCAUCUGCUUCGCAGGAAUUGGUGAAGCACUAUGAGAGCAUAUCGUUGUAGCUGAGAGACAGAAUGUUGUAGGUGUUCAUCAGCGUCCGGUGAUGCGGUGCAAGUGAUGCAAGUGAUGCAUACACGUGCAAAGUAUUCCUGUAAAGGAAUUGAGUCGUCUUCGCCACCGCUACUAAUAUGCAAACGACGGCCAUUAUAUGCCAGGUACUUCGCCGCAAGAACUCCCCAGGAAGUAUCCCUGGUACAUUGUAAAACCUGGUUCAACGCCCGCAGGUAGUAAAGGCCAAGAUCCACAUCAUCAUCAUCAGUGAAUUGCUUUGGAACCGCCACAAGCUCUUUGUCCUUUCCAAAUUCUAGUGGAAUCGAAAAGAAUGAUAGCUGGUCCAAUUUCGUGGCAACCAGGAGGUAUAGUCUAGUUGCCAUUAGCAUAUUAAAAUAUAUCAAGAAAGGGGGAAGAAGAGUUACCUAUCGAUACCAAUCAUCGUGCUAAGCCAUGCUUUGACGGUCAUGUAUUGAGUUGUUCUCUCAUCAAACAGGGUGUCCAAAAUUAAGAAGAGUGGUUGCGAGAGCAUAAUGGGGUAGCUCUCGGCACCCGAUAGUCGUGGGCUGGUCCUUAGAUCUGAGAGUUGUCCCUUUGAGCCGCGUCUUUCAGGUUGGUUGUCCUGGAGCGUGUGAGACCAUAAAAUGCUAAACACCCGACCAAUGUCAGAAGUUCCAGCUGUCGUCUGCCUCACGAUUAUAGUUGAGAGCGCGGCCUCGAUGUCUCGACGUUCAGCUGUUAGAGCCGUCUGCAACUGCCAAAGGGAUUUAACAGUCUCGACAUGGUAUUUUGGUUCUGAUACUGACAGAUAUGACCAAGCAUGAUUCACAAGAGGUGCUGUCAGCUCUGCAAGUUCAUCCAGGGUGAUUCUUUCGGCAUAGUGCAGCUGCACAGCUAGGAGCAGUAAUGAAGAAUAGUCACUAAAUUGCAGAGAGCCUGAUGAUUUCAGAACAGUCUGCAUGUGACCAAGUAAUGCGGCAGUAUCGAGGUUGUAUGUAGAAUCAACCUUCAUUACAACAAGAAGUAAUAUUUUGACCCUGUACGUGACGUCGAUGGUAGAAUUCGAGCCAUCUGACAGCUCAACCAUGCUUUUCGCUGCUCUGUCCAACAAAAGUUGGCCAGUUUGAGUCUUCGUGAAAGGUGCUGAGGCUGUAUCAAGAUUUCCUUGUUCAUUGACAUAAAAGUUUCGGAUGCGUUUGAGGAGCUCGACAUUGGAUAAUGACUUCGAGAAGUCGGAGUCCUUGUGCCGUUCUUCGGACCCUUUUGAGAUGGCAGGAAAGGCUCGCUCGGGAAUUAGAUCCAAAAGUGAGGUGACGAUUGAUAGAACUUUGUUUAUCAGACUAAUGUCAUUUGCGGUAGGUGAAAACUUUCGGCCUUUUGAAUCUUCAAGCAUGUAUAGUGCCGCCAAACAAGUCAACGGUGCAUGGAUAGUUACCAUUUCUUCCUCGCGGACGUUGAAAUUGGAGAUGACAAAGUCAAUAAGAGAUAGCUUUUCCAGUCGCUCCUCUGUAGUCGCGGGGCCAGGACCAAUGGCUUGUGCCAACAAGCUAACAAGCUCACUGUAUAUGAGACCACUUUCAAUACCAUCAAAGAAGACACUAGCACUACGAAGAACUUCCUUGAACUCAGCAGCAGUUGCAGCACUAGAUUUAAAGCCCUUGACACUUUUGAUGACGGGGAGGAAUAUUUCAGGUACAACAAGUCCACCAAUCUCCCAUCUAUCCAUAAGUGAGAGGCAAAUUCGAUAAGGACGAGCUCGCUCGACGGAAUCACUGGCUUCUGUCUCUCUGAUCAUAUCGAGAAGAGCUUUGACGAGAGCAGACAUGCCAUAUUCUUCGAAGAAGUUUGUUCGAGCGGCAAGAUACAUCUGCUGCUGGUCAGAAGGAAGCGUAGCCAUAUCAGUAAUGGGGUCUCCGUCCGGUCCCGUGGGCUCUGGUCCAAGAAGCCAAGCCCAGAGACGGCGGUUGAGACUCAUAUCUCUCCUAAUGACUACGCCGGUAGCAGCCUUGAGAAGCAAUUCAAUGUCACCAGAUUUAACUUGCUUCUGUAGCACGCUCGAAUUGAGAGGAAGAUGGGAAACGAGCAGAUCCAGGAAGCCUCUUUGAAUGAGCAGCUGCUCGUCGGCUAGACCGCUUGCAAAACAUCGUACUAAUAGACCAGGCUCAGGAGAUGUUACAAUAGUCAUCAGUGCCGGAUCUAUUUCUUGAGCUGUACUCUUGCUGCCGUCACCCUUUGGCGCGGACCCAAGUACAGGUAGAAAGCGAACAAGAUAGGCAAGUGCACCAGCUCUGCGACUGUGACUCGUAAUGGUGGCCAAGAAAAAGCAUUGCCAGAAGAAGUCGUCGCCAGUCGAAUGGUGAUCAGUCAGCUCUUUGCUCUCCGCAGGCCUGAUAGCAGCUUUGAACUUGGCUACCAAGUGGAGUGUGCGGUCAAAAUCCUCACUAGAUUCAUCUUCGAGGCCAGGCAAUAGAGCCAAUAUUAUAGAUCGCAUUGCGGGGCGUAAGGACCGGGCGUCAAUAUGUGUGAAAUGGGUUUCGAGAAGUUCGAGGAAUGGGGAGCGAACGGAUAGCGAAGCAAACGAGAGAGUCGGUGCAAGGCCGGGUAGGUAUAAGGGGAGAUCUCGCGACAGACCAUCCUUUCCAAUAACUUCAAAUAUAUAGUUGUAAACUUCGAGGGCCUUUUGAUGGACGCCGGAAGGCAGGUUCGGGUCGAGA
Messenger RNA from [Torrubiella] hemipterigena, 7702 nucleotides. The record is from the annotation of a GenBank genome assembly. Lineage: Eukaryota; Fungi; Ascomycota; Sordariomycetes; Hypocreales; Clavicipitaceae.